AUGCGGUUGAUAUCGGCUCUCAUUUUCAUCGCCUUACACACAAAUCAUGGUCACGCCCAGUUUUCGCCCACACUAACGGUGAACAGCUGUACAGCUAGUAAGCUCCGACUGACAUUAAACAACGCUGCAAAUGGUGGAAUUAUCUACAUCCAGGGACAGACGUCCGCGUGCAAACAGACAACCCAAUUUGCUGUGACCGUCCACGAGUUCGACUUCGCCUCGUGUGGUAUAACAUGGGCGAGUUCCUUUAAAAUGAUUGUGCAGAAGAAUGCUUUGUAUCAGACCGGAGACGACAAACAGAUCCCGAUCAUGUGUAUCAUGGAUCUCACGGAUCUGACUGUAGGCAAUGACGUCAAUACCUUGGACAAAGAUGACGACGCUGGACAAAAUUUGACGGUGAAGCCGACAGCCUCUAUGAAGAUAUACAGAUCUGGAUUAGAUGUUGGUGGAAGUAGUGUUCAGCUGACUGAUGAAAUCACUAUGAUCGUUGAACUUGACGCUGAGUACAAAGCUGACUUCGACAUUGUCGCUAAGGAUUGCUCGGCGUCGACAAUACCCAUCGUUCAAUCUGCAUGCGCCGCCGAUACUGCCCUGUUUCCAGAUUUCACCAAGCCUGCUCCGGGUUACCUUUCCAAUAGCUUUGGGGCCUUCAGAACGACUGAUCUCAACGGGGGAUCAGUUGCCAUGACAUUCUCGUGCACACUGACCGUGUGUCAGGGAUCUUGUGCACCCGCAACGUGUCCCAGUGGUAACGGGUAUGGUCGUAAAAAGAGAGGGAUCUCGAAGAGACAAGCCAGUCCCACUCCCGCCAUUGACGACAUCAGUGUUGGUACCACCGUUACCAUAGCAACAGAGGAAGUCAUCCUUCAGAGUCCGGACAGAGAAUCUGAUGUUUGUAUGAACAAGGGAGGUUUCAUUGCCGGUGUCAUCACUGUUCUAGUUGUACUGACUGUUGUAUUGGUGAUCAUAGUCUAUAUUACAAGGAAAUUCCAGGAGAGCAAAGACGUCGUCGGUAAACUUAAUGGAAGUGCAUGA
Messenger RNA from Ylistrum balloti, 1035 nucleotides. RefSeq lists its product as uncharacterized. Lineage: Eukaryota; Metazoa; Mollusca; Bivalvia; Pectinida; Pectinidae. The transcript is spliced from 8 exons. The record is from RefSeq and is a predicted model, not a curated record. Bases 1 to 1035 code for a protein of 344 amino acids.